Molecule: messenger RNA, 1743 nt
Organism: Lachancea thermotolerans CBS 6340
Lineage: Eukaryota; Fungi; Ascomycota; Saccharomycetes; Saccharomycetales; Saccharomycetaceae
Product: KLTH0F01254p
Exons: 1
Coding region: 1-1743 (580 amino acids)
Source: RefSeq, a predicted model, not a curated record
AUGGUUUCAGCUAAGUUAGUUUACGGGCUUCUUGCCUCAAGCGCUCUGGCGCAAGCCGCCCAGACGUACAAAGUCCCCAUCCAGUACGAAAGCGAGCUGGAGGUGUCUUACUACUUCCGCGAGGACAACGACCUGGUGUCGAUCACUUCCGACGCGGGCGGCUUGGUGGUGACCGUGGAUGCUGACAACGCGUGCGACGUUCUGCAGUCGGGCAUGGUGGUGUACCGUGUCGACGACGGCUCGGCCAGCACCCUGUUGACGUGGGACCGCUACCACGUGUUCCACCUCGAGAACUCCGCCGGCCAGGAGCUGACGUGGUCCUCCGUGAACGCGCAGUCGUGCGGCGCCGUCAGUAGCUCGUCGCUGUCGUCUACCGUGACCCUGUCGACCACCUACCAGUUGUCCUCUGGCGUUGCCUCGUCCACCGGCUCCGGCUCUGGCUCCAUCACUGCCACCGAUUCCGGCUCCACCACUGCCUCUGGCGCUUCCUCUGGCGCUUCCACCGCCUCUGGCUCCGCUUCUGGCUCUGCCUCUAUUUCCGGCUCCACUUCUGGCUCCACUUCUGGCUCUGCUUCUGGCUCUGCUUCUGGCACCGUUUCUUCCGGCUCUACUGUCUCCACCUCUGGAGCUCCAUCUGGCUCUGCCACCAAGUCUAUCCCUGGAUACACUUCUUCUGUGGUCACCGUCACCGAAAGCGGCGUCGUCACCUCCUACACCACUUACUGCCCUAUUUCCACGGUCCCCGCCUCCUCUACCGAAUGGCAAUCCUCCGUUAUCACUGCUACUGAGAACGGUGUUGUGACAACCUACACAACAUACUGCCCAAUCUCCUCCGAGACUGCUACCCAAGCGCCUGAGAAGACUAAGGUGGUUACAACCACUGAGAGUGGCCACGAGAGUGUUUACACAACUACCUACCCAGCCUCCCAAGAGAAGACUGUUGUGACCACCACUGAGAACGGCGUCGUCACCACCUACACCACCUACUGCCCACUCUCCUCUGAGACUGGCACCGCAGCUCCUCAAGAGACAAAGGUUGUCACCACCACCGAGAACGGACAACAGACUAUCUACACAACAACUUGCCCAGCAUCUCAGGAGACUGAAAUUGUUACCACCACCAAGAGUGGUCACGAGAGCGUCUACACCACUACUGGUCCAGCUCCCGCCACCGGCGCCACCUCCGCUGUCACCACUGUCGUUCAGCCCACUACCAUUGUCAAGACAAUCACCUCAUGCUCCGGCGGCGUCUGCUCCACCCAAUCAGCUACUGAAACCUCUCAAGUUACUUCUGUGGUUACUGUUUCUAAGAGUUACGCUGCGGCUUCUUCGACUGAAACCUCAGCUACCGGUGUUGAGUCUACCCCAGCUACCGGUGCUGAAUCCACUCCAGCUACCGGUGCUGAAUCCACUCCAGCUACCGGUGCUGAGUCUACCCCAGCUACCGGUGCUGAGUCUACCCCAGCUACCGCCGCCACUGGUACCGCUGCCGGGUCUUCUCCAGCUACCGGCGCUGCCACCACGGGUGUUGAGUCCUCCGCUUCUGCCCCUACUGGCGCUGCCGAGACCGGCUCUGGUACUGCUGCUCCUGCUGCUACCGGUACUGCCGCCUCUGGCUCUGGCUCGGGUGCUUCCGCCACUCCAACUGCCGUCUCUGUUAGCGAGUACGCUGGUUCAGCUGCUAAGUUGGGCUCCAGCGGUGUAUUCGUGGCAGUCGUGGCUAUGAUGGCUUCUUUAUUGUAA